Alternaria atra is the source of this 2010-nucleotide messenger RNA. RefSeq lists its product as uncharacterized. Lineage: Eukaryota; Fungi; Ascomycota; Dothideomycetes; Pleosporales; Pleosporaceae. The coding region runs from base 1 to 2010 and encodes 669 amino acids. The transcript has 2 exons. Gene Ontology annotation, molecular function: protein binding. The record is from RefSeq and is a predicted model, not a curated record.
AUGCACGGUAUGGCGCAUCAACACGCAGGAGCGCAUCUUGUACGACGGCAACGCGGUCGCGACGACGACGAUGAUGAUGUGGUCGCGAUUGUUACGCAGGUUAUCGCAGUGACCGAAGGAGAGGAAUCACCAGAGCCGACCGAGAAACCCGGAAUCGCAUUGCCUGCGCCUGCGACACGCGCCCGCGAAACCACCACUACCGAGGAAGAAGACGAGCCGGAGGAGACCGCCAAGCCCACAAAGCCCACCACAACCGCGAGGAAGCCGUCUUCGACACAGGAUUCAGACGACGACCUCAUUGUGGAGGAGACCGGGACGACCAAGAGCCCGCUCAAGGUUGCCUCGACCCUCAUGGUAGCGACCAAGUCUCCCACGCCCAGCCCCGCUUCAUCAAUCGCUGGUCUUGCGUCUGCGACAGCCGCCACUAUUUCAGCUACCGCUUCUUCCUCCUCGGCCGCUGCAGCAGACUCUGAGGAUGGCAUGUCCACCGGUGCAAAGGCAGGUCUUGCCCUUGGUAUACUCCUGGUCGCAUGUGCCAUACUUACUGGCAUCUUGCUUUUGUACCGUCGCAAGAAGAAGCAAAUGGCUGCAGCCGCUGCCCAGGAGAAUGAGAAGACUGAAAUGUACAAUGCACCUCACCCACCGCCUCCUCAAGUAAUGGCUGGUGCUGCUCCAGCUGCUAGCAUCCGUUCUGCUCGCACCGCUUCAACUGCCCCCCGUCUCAGCCUGCGACCAGUCACCCAAUUCGAUCCAGCUUUCAACGAGCAGCGAAAGAGCGGAGGAAACUUGCUCAACGUUGCUGCUGCUGCCGGUGGUGCUGCUGCUCAAUCACAGAACCGCAACCUCUCACCUUCUGUCUCCGCCGAGCGUCCGACAAGCGCCUGGGAGCGACGUGGUGCUGCAAACGCCCCAGCCGCUGACCCAUUCAAGGAUCCCGAGACGCAAUCUGGUCCUCCUUCAGCGAACCCCUUCGGAAACAAGGCCGCGGUCGACACUAAGCAAGCUUCAAUUCCCGACUCACCUCCCAACGCUUCUCCAAUGGCCUCCGCAAUGCACUCUUCCCAGCCCAGUGCUGACUUCGCCAACCCAGCUCCGGCUAUUGCUGCAGCUGAUGUAAAUGCUGUUGCACUGGCAGGAGUUGCGUCUUCGAUCCCUCCCCCAACCUCCGAGCUUCCCCCUCCACCACCAGUCGCCGCCAACAACGCAAGUGUUCCCCCAAGCCCGGCAUGGACUGAAGAUAUCCCCGCUUCUCCUGGCCCUGCUCCCACCGGUCCUCCUCCUGUCGCUGGCGCAAUGGCUGGUGCUCGUCCCCAAAGCCCUGCCGCCGGUCCAGGUCCUAACAAUGUACAUCGUGUUCAACUUGACUUCAAGCCUUCUAUGCAAGAUGAACUCGAUCUCCGCGCUGGUCAACUUGUUCGCAUGCUUCACGAGUACGAUGACGGUUGGGCUCUCUGCAUCCGCAUGGACCGUUCGCAACAAGGUGUCGUUCCUCGCACGUGUCUCUCCAAACACCCGGUCAAGCCUCGUAACGGCCCGCCACGUCAGGGCCCUCCACCACCAGGUAACAUGCGUGGGCCUCCUAUCCGUCCCCAGAUGGGUCCUGGUGGUCCUCAGCCCCGUCCUCUCUCACCGGCCAGUGGCAUGAACUCCCCUGGCAUGCCUCAAGGUAGCCCCGGUCCUCGCCAAAUGUCUCCUCGCCAGAUGUCGCCUCAGCAGAUGCAAGGCCCUCGCAUGCGAUCAAACAGCAACGCUCCUCAGCAAGGUGCUCCUCGUGGCCGCUCUAACAGCAAUGCGCCCUACGCUGGUCCACCACGCUCCAUGUCUCCCGGCCCAUACGGCGGCGGACCACAGAUGGCCCCUCCACCUCAAAUGGGCGGUCGUCCCCGAUCCAACUCCGCGAGUCAGGCUGGUAACCCACGACGAGGCCCAGCUCCCGGUCCAAGCCCCAUGAACCCUAACGGUCCUCUUCCCAUGCCGAGUCGGAAGCCGGUCCCUGGUAUGGCCAUGUAA